AUGGCAGCUAUCACUCCUUCUCCAGACGUUAGUCCCGUAUCGUCAGCAACGACCAAUGGAGGUUUCCCCAGGGAUGCCUUCUCCCUCAAUCUCUCCACUUUGCCCGACGCCAACAGCUUUAUCCUCAAGUCUGCCCUGACCUCUCCCCAUCUUCUCGACUCCCCAAAUGAUCUGUUUUCAGGAGGCGGCCGUUUGAGUAAUUCCUUCAAGAAGCGGCCCCGCAAUAUGUCUCAAUCAUCCGGUACCGAUCGGGAAAUGUCAAAUGAGAACACUCCACCCGCCUCAAACGGUAUUGCGCCCACAAGCAAUGGGAACGACGGCUCCAACCCAGAGCCCCGACCAGCUACAAAGAAGCGCCCCAAACUGAAUGCCGAAUGCAUAUACCGUGAGCCAGGUAUCAAGCUUGACGCUGGCGACAAGCUGAUCCUGGAACACCUGAACCGCAUUGAAGGUCUUCUACAGUCUGGCUUCACCAGUAACUAUUCAUUGUCUUCGCAUUCCCCAGCUGCAAGCAACUCAACGAGCGAAGAUUUUCUCGCUCGCAGUGCCGGCCAUAUACCCCAUCUCGGUAUGGUUCAGCCGAUCAACGGCAUAGGAACAUGGACCAACCACCCCUCAAAUAUCUCCACCAUGCCAAAAACACACAACACGGCAGCCUUGAAUCUGCUAUCCUCACCCAUGAUCCGGGAACUGGUGUCUCGUCAAUAUGAUGCCAAGAUACUCCUUCAGCUAGAGAUGACCCGUGAAUCAGUAAGCCUCGGUACAACUCGCGGUCUAGACUUGUCCAACACUGGCGUGUACGUUCAAGCAUACUUUGAGAGAGUAAAUGUCUUCUACGCAGUCGUCAACCCAUAUACAUGGAGUGAUCACUACCAGACUGCACUCAGCCACGGAUUUCGAGAUGGGCCUGAAAGUUGCAUUGUUCUCCUAGUACUUGCGCUUGGUCAUGCUGCAAGCACCGGGAGUAUAACACAACAGAACCCGGACAAGGAUCCCCCCGGCUUGGCAUACUUCGCCGCAGCUUGGAGUCUGCUACCAACCGUCAUGACAAGGAAUAACAUGGUCGCCGCGCAGUGUCAGAUUCUUGCUGCAGCAUACCUGGUGUACCUUGUACGUCCUGUUGAAGCCUGGAAUGUGUUGUCGGGUGCGAGUAUGAAGCUACAACUUCUUCUGAGCGCACCUGGCCGAGUGUCGCCAGCUGAAGAAGAACUUGGCAGAAGAGUGUAUUGGAAUGCGGUCAUGAUCGAGAGCGAUCUUCUAGCGGAGCUAGAUCUUCCUCAUUCAGGCAUUGCGCAGUUUGAAGAGGGCUUUUCUUUGCCGACCGGCUUUGAAGAUUUAGGGACCGAAGCAGUUGGUCGGGACGAGUUAUGGUACUUCCUUGCCGAGAUCGCCCUUCGAAGGUUGCUCAAUCGGGUGAGUUCGAUGCUCUACAUCCGGACCACACCGUAUUCGAAAGGCCCGGCUGCCACCUCCAUUGCUCAACUAGACCCGCUCGUCGUGGAACUAGAUUUCCAAUUGAAUCAGUGGUAUGCCGGACUACCACCAGCCAUGCAGUUCCCGCUUGAUAGGGUACCGUUGCAGAACCCCGUGCAAACAGUUCUCAGACUACGCUACUUUGCAUGCCGCACAAUCAUCUUUCGACCAUACGUACUGCUCGUGCUGCAGGAUGAAAGCCUGGCAAUGGAUUCCGGUGUGCAGGACAAUUGCCACAAGUGUCUGGAAGCAUGUGUUCGCCAACUAGAGUACAUUACUGCGCACCACGCCGGACAUAUCCCCUAUCUGUUCCAGGGUGCGCUCUCUAUCAUCUCCCAGACCCUGCUCAUCAUGGGUGCAACCAUGACUCCUUCACUCUCCCAGCUACUUCCUCCACCAGCAACAAUGGACGACAUCAUAAACAAUGUGGUCCUUGAAAUGGAGCGCUACGCACAUCUCGCGCCUAGCCUUCGUCUCUCCGCUGAGAUCAUUCGUGAGGCCGAAGGAAAGCGACAAAUGUGGUUACGGACAGCAGGCCUCAAAUUCGAAGUAUGA
Pyrenophora tritici-repentis Pt-1C-BFP is the source of this 2028-nucleotide messenger RNA. Lineage: Eukaryota; Fungi; Ascomycota; Dothideomycetes; Pleosporales; Pleosporaceae. The record is from RefSeq and is a predicted model, not a curated record.